AUGAGACUCUCUACGGCAGUGCUAAAGUUAAGAGGCAGAGAUGGCAAAGUGGAAGCACUAGAUAGUACCAGCACAUCGGCCCAGAAACUAGGUGACGCUAGCGAGCUGCUGGGCAGCACCAACACUCUAGGCAGCGCUAUGACGAUGAUGGGCAACAACAACUUGGGCUCGGGAGAUGCUGGUCUUGUCUCCAAGGGUUUUGGUAGCAUUAGUCCAGCUAUGAAGACCUCAGAAUCAACCCAAGCAGAUGGCACUGGAAGGCAAGAGGGGCAACAUCUUGCAAGCAUAGAGGUGGCGCAGAUAAAAGGGGCGACACCUUGCAAGCGUAGAGGUGGCACAAACAGGCGACGCCAGUUCUGGUUGGUGCUGGCUGGAACUGGUGCUGGUUUAGGCGACGCCAGGGUUGGUCUUGGCGAUGUCAGGGAGGCCUAG
Molecule: messenger RNA, 432 nt
Organism: Ilex paraguariensis (yerba mate)
Lineage: Eukaryota; Viridiplantae; Streptophyta; Magnoliopsida; Aquifoliales; Aquifoliaceae
Source: the annotation of a GenBank genome assembly